AUGGUAUUCCAACUACCUCCACUAUCUACACAGUUGAGACUCCAGAAGUUGAAGGUACUACUACUACUUACACACCAUGGACGGUACAUACACUUCCACUAUUGUACCAGUGUUACCACCAGUGUUGGUUCAGAUGGUAUUACAACCACCUCUACUAUCUACACAGUUGAGACUCCAGAAGUUGAAGGCACUAUACUACUUACACACCAUGGACCGGUACAUACACUUCCACUAUUGGUACCAUGUUACCACCAGUGUUGGUUCAGAUGGUAUUCCAACUACUUCCCCAUCUACACAGUUGAGACUCCAGAAGUUGAAGGUACUACUACCACUUACACACCAUGGACCGGUACAUACACUUCCACUAUUGUACAGUGUUACCACCAGUGUUGGUUCAGAUGGUAUUACACCACCUCUACUAUCUACCAGUUGAGACUCCAGAAGUUGAAGGUACUACUACUACCUACACACCAUGGACCGGUUACAUACACAUCUACUAUUGGUACCAGUGUUACCACAGUGUUGGUGCAGAUGGUAUUACAACCACCUCUACUAUCUACACAGUUGAGACUCCAGAAGUUGAAGGCACUACUACUACUUACACACCAUGGACCGGUACAUACACUUCCACUAUUGGUACCAGUGUUACCACCAGUGUUGGUUCAGAUGGUAUUCCAACUACUUCCACCAUCUACACAGUUGAGACUCCAGAAGUUGAAGGUACUACUACCACUUACACACCAUGGACCGGUACAUACACUUCCACUAUUGGUACCAGUGUUACCACCAGUGUUGGUUCAGAUGGUAUUCCAACACCUCUACUAUCUACACAGUUGA
Saccharomycodes ludwigii is the source of this 837-nucleotide messenger RNA. RefSeq lists its product as uncharacterized. Lineage: Eukaryota; Fungi; Ascomycota; Saccharomycetes; Saccharomycodales; Saccharomycodaceae. The record is from RefSeq and is a predicted model, not a curated record. Bases 1 to 837 code for a protein of 278 amino acids. Gene Ontology annotation, biological process: flocculation. The transcript has a single exon.